Leucoraja erinaceus (little skate) is the source of this 1400-nucleotide messenger RNA. Its product is annotated as troponin T, cardiac muscle-like. Bases 1 to 885 code for a protein of 294 amino acids. The transcript has 14 exons. Gene Ontology annotation, cellular component: troponin complex. The record is from RefSeq and is a predicted model, not a curated record. Gene Ontology annotation, biological process: cardiac muscle contraction; regulation of muscle contraction; sarcomere organization. Lineage: Eukaryota; Metazoa; Chordata; Chondrichthyes; Rajiformes; Rajidae. Gene Ontology annotation, molecular function: tropomyosin binding; troponin C binding; troponin I binding.
AUGUCGGACACUGAAGAGGUUGGAGAAGAAUUUGAGGAAGUUGAUGUUAUAAAUAUCUUUCCUUCUAUUUUGUUUUAUGCUACAACAGAAGAAGUGGGUGAAGAAGAAGAACAGGAAGAAAAUGAAGUGGAAACGAAGCAAGCUGAUGGAGAGGAAGAAGAAGAGGUAGAGGAAGAAGAAGGAGAAGAAGAAGUAGAAGGUGAAGAAAAACCCAAGCCAAAAGUCUUUUUGCCCAGCCUUAUACCACCCAAAAUUCCAGAUGGAGAAAGAGUCGACUUUGAUGACAUCCAUAGGAAGCGUAUGGAGAAGGACCUCCUGGAACUGCAGACAUUAAUUAAAGGUCAUUUUGUGAACAGAAAGAAGGACGAAGAGGAAAUUGUUGCUUUGAAGGAGAGAAUUGAAAAACGUAGAUCGGAGAGAGCUGAGCAGCAUAGGAUUCAAGCUGAGAGGGAGAAAGAACGACAGUCACGGAUCGCUGAGGAACGAGCAAGGAAAGAAGAGGAAGAAUCGAGAAAGAGAGCAGAGGAAGAAGCAAAGAAGAAAAAAACCAUGUCGAACAUAUCCUUGCACUUUGGAGGCUACAUUCAGAAGACUGACAGCCGUAGAGGUGGGAAGAGACAAACUGAGAGGGAAAAGAAAAAGAAGAUCCUGUCAGAAAGACGCAAGCAUCUGGACACCGAUAGUUUGAGUGAGAAUGAACUGAAGGAGAAAAGCAAAGAGCUGUGGAAUUGGAUGCACGAACUCGAAGCAGAAAAAUUUGACCUACUGGAAAAAAUGAAACUGCAGAAAUAUGAAAUUAACCUACUGCGAAACCGAGUCAGUGAUCACCAGAAAGUUUCUAAGGGACUCCAUGGCAAGGGGAAGGUAUCCGGCCGAUGGAAGUAAGCAAAGAAUCGGGGCAUCGUGGAUUGUUGAACUGAGGACAACCCAUUCCAAUUGUCUGUCAAACCAUCCUGUAAUCUCAAAUUCUACAGUAAUAUCACGAGUUAACAUGAAUCACACAUUUCUCACGCCUCUCUUCUUAAAGACCACUCUUCUUACAGGCCCUUCAGCCCACAAUGUCUGUGCUGACCAUGAUGCCAAUAUAUACUGAAUCUCUCUCAGCACAUAGACCAUAUAUCUCCAUCCCUGCCUAUUCAUGUGCCUGUCUAUCUGCCCCUUAAAUGUUGCAAUUCUAUCUACUUCCAUCACUUACCCCUGGCAGUGCAUUCUAGACAUGUACCCCUCUCCCUAACCUCCGCACAUCUCCUUUAAAUGUUACCUCUCACCUCAAAGCUAUGCUCUCUGGUCUUUCACAUUUCCACCCGGGGAAUAAAGAUUCUGACUGUCCACCUUUCAAAGUUUUCAUGUCUUUAACAAUAAAAACUUUUAUCCAGGAAAUAUUGCCUGAAUAACAGCUA